GCUUUGUUUCUGGUUCUUCGCCGAGUAAUGGAUCUGUGAUCCGGGGAGGCGGGGGGAGGAGCGGGCAGGCCGGUAUUGGAGCGAUCCCCUGCACUAUAGGGGGAGGGUGGCAGCGGCCGGGUCGUAGUGUUGUCCCCGCCGCUUGUCUGCUUACGUUAGUUCCGGCUUUACAGGCCUCGCCGCCUUCUCAGGAGGCGAUUUUCACUUGUCUGUGUAUUUUGUCCUCGUCAUCCCCUCCCCCUCUUGCAGGACUCCCGGGGAAUGGACGGGAAGCAGUGAGCGAGAGGCCGAGAUACGCGACGGGCCUUGGAGAGAAAUGACAGCGGAGCCCAUGAGUAAAAACAAGUUGAAUACAUUGGUGCAGAAGCUUCACGAAUUUUUAGCUCAUUCCUCUGAAGAAUCUGAGGACACAACUUCUCCUACAAGACAAUCUGAGGGCAAGGGUGCAGUCAAAUUAAAGUCUGUUCAUAGACAACAGUCAAUGGAGAACAUGGAGGAGGGAAGUUCUUCUGAAAAGGCAAAGUUCACAGGAACACCUCGCUCAAAAAGGAAACCCACUUUUGUAACCAAGUAUGUGGAAUCUGAUGAAGAACCGAAACCUGAAGAAAUUAUAAUUGCUGACGUGUCCAAUGAAAACUCUGAUCCUGAUGUUGAUAUGGAAAGUUUACCUUUAGGUACUGUAGUUGUACAACCAGAGCCAGUUCUUAAUGAAGACAAAGAUGAUUUUAAAGGACCAGAAUUCCGAAAUCGCAGUAAAGUUAAACCUGAUCUGUCGAUGCCCAAGAAACGCCCAGAAGAAGGACUCCAUGGGAUUGUAACUUGCACAGCUUGUGGACAGCAAGUAAAUCACUUUCAGAAAGACUCCAUUUACAGGCACCCUGCUCUUCAAGUCCUCAUUUGCAAGACUUGCUAUAAAUAUUAUAUGAGUGAUGACAUCAAUCGUGAUGCUGAUGGAAUGGAUGAACAAUGUCGUUGGUGUGCUGAAGGAGGUAAUCUGAUCUGCUGUGAUUUUUGCCACAAUGCCUUCUGCAAAAAAUGCAUCCUCCGAAAUCUUGGUCGAAGAGAAUUGUCUACUAUUAUGGAUGAAGACAGCAAAUGGCAUUGCUACAUUUGCCAACCUGAACCUUUGUUGGACUUGGUAGCUGCAUGUGACAGUGUUUUUGAAAACUUAGAACAGUUGUUACAGCAAAAUAAGAAGAAAAUGAAAGUAGAAAAUGAUAAGAGUAAGCUUUAUGACCAAACCCUGAAAACCUUAAGUUGUAAUGGACAGGACAAACAAAUGAAUAAUUCACAUUCUUGUGCAAUAACUUAUUCUUUCAAAGCAUUAAUGGUUCCAAAAGAAAUUUUAAAAAAGGCUAAAAGAAUAAUUGAAACAACAACAAAUUUAAACUCCAGUUUUGUAAAUUUUCUAAAGCAAGAAUCUGAAAGUGUAGAUGCUAACCGUAGUGCUAGGAUUCGACAGUUAAAGGCGUUUAAGUCCGUAUUAGGGGAUCUUAAAAAAGCACAUCAAGCGUUGGAGGAAAGUUUGACCAAAGAGAUGGCUUCUGAUUUGGUGAAAACUCCAAAAAAGAGCAAAGAUGUUAGUGAGUUCAGGCAGCCAAAAGAGAAACAGAAUGAUAAGACUAGUGAACCUCGGAAAGAAUCUAGCAUGCGCGAAAAUGAGAGCGUUAAAAAUGACAGCAAUGAGAAGCAUGGGAAGUCUGAAAACAAUGGAGGUGUAGAAAAAGAGAUUAAGUUAGAUCUUACUCGAAAUGAAGAACAAAUCGAUAUCUUAGAUGAAAAUGAGGGUAAUGGCGAUAUUUUAGAUCCAUUGCCAGUGGAUGACGCUCAAGUCCCUGAAGAAGCUUAUAUGGGGACAGAGGAUGGUGAUGUUCAAAUGGCUGAAGCUAGAGUGCAAAAGAGGAGUGAAAAUUCCCAAAUCGACACUGUAUUAGAUCUCACUGAGCAACUUCAAGAGGAUUCUCCUAUUGAGGGAGAAUCCGAUUUUGAAGAAAGACAAAAUAAAUGUGAGCAAAAUAGAGAUAAGGUGAAAAAGUCAAAGUGUAGCAUAAGUGACAGCAAAAAAAGAAAUCCAGAUAAAAGUAAGAAAGAAAAUCAAUCUAGUGCGGAGUCUGAAAAUGAUGCCGAAAGGAAUGCUUCUAAUAACACAUCCUCUAAACUAGCCAAGUCUCGUUCCUCUUUGAAGAAACAGAAAAGUGAUCAGUCAUUUGAACCUAAUGCUGCUGAAGCACUUGACAUGGACAUUGUUUCAGUCCCCUCUUCUGUGCCAGAAGAUAUAUUUGACAGUCUGGAUGCCUCGCUGGAAGCCCAAAAUGCUUUGAAUAAUUCUGGCUUAAAAACACCAUGUAAGAAAGAUGGCAAGGAAUCAAAAUCAGCUAAAAAGGAGCUGAUUCUAAAACUGACUCCUGUAUCUCUUUCUAAGUCCCCAUCUAAGAAAAAGGAGUUGAAUGAGUACUCAAAAGCUGAGGCUUCUGAGGAUGAACCAGAUGCUGAGAAAGCCAAGAGCCCCAGUUACAUUUCAAGUAAUGAGCACUCAUCUGAGAAUGAAGAUUCCAAAUUACGAAAGUCUCCACGUGUGAAAACCACACCCAAAAGACGCCAGACUGACAAAGUGACCACCUCUAAUACAGAAGAGGAAAGUAAUGAUACAGACAAGGAAAAAAAGAAAAAACAGCCUUUGAAAAAAAGUGAAAAAAAUACAAAAACUCCUUCUUCAGACUCUGGUAAGAGUUCAAAAAGAAAAUCUAGUAAACUAAAACCAGAGUCCAACAGCCAUGGAUCUGAUUCUGAUGAGAUACCUGAAGUUCUAAAAAAAGCUGCUUUGAUGAGCAACUCCUCCUCCGAGCAAGAGAGCUGCAGUGAGGCUAAGAAAUCUAAGAAAACUGAAAAAGAGAAAUCAAAACAAGAUGGAAAACGCAAAAGAAAGAGUUCAAGUUCUGGUCCAGAAGCUGUUAAGGUGACCAGAAACUCCACUGCAAAAAAACGGAGAUCAAACCACUCUGACUCCUCAAACUAUGACUCUGAACUUGAGAAGAAAAUGAAAAAAGCAGGGAACAUUGAGUCUGCCAAGAAGGGCAAAAAGAAAAACCUUAAGAGAGAGGAAGACUCUGGACCAUCUGCUGAGGAAACUGAAAGCAGAAAAUCCAAGACAAGUAAGACUAAGCGCACGGCAUUAAAGAAAAAAGCAUCCUCUUCAUCUUCUGACUUGUCUGAAGACAGCCACAAUAAUCUAAGUCACAACUCUGAGGAUGGCAGUGAAGAUGAGCAAAAGAUAAAGCCUAUAGUGGAAAAUGAAGUCAUAUCAGCAGUUGGAUUCGCUCAGUCUUCAGGUGAUGAAGCUGGAACAAAAUCUGGUACUCGUGAUGUGGAGGAUGAGGAGGAAGAUGAUGACGAUGAUCCUGAGAAUAGGAUUGCUAAGAAAAUGCUUUUAGAAGAAAUAAAAGCCAAUUUAUCAUCCGAUGAUGAAGUAUCUUCAGAUGAAGAGCCUGAUGAAAAGAAAAAGAAAAAAGCCAAAUCUGAAAAAGUAGAGGAUGAGGAUAAUGGUAAAGAAAAUGAAGAUAGUUCAGACUCUGACUCUGAUUCUGAUUCUGACUCUGAAUCUGCAAAGAAGCCCCGGUACAGACAUCGUUUGUUGCGGCACAAAUUGUCCCUAAGUGAAGCAGAAUCUGAAGAGGAGAAGUCAGAUAAAGGAGAGAAGAAAGAUAAUUCCAAAAAUUCGAAGGAUGGCAAGCGUCGAAACAGAAGAAAGGUGAGCAGUGACGAGUCAGCGUCUGCAAGUGAAGGUUCUGGAGUAAGCGAGGAAGUCAGUGAGAGUGAAUCUGACGAUCAGCGCCCCAGAACAAGGGCAGCAAGGAAGGAAGCAGAGGAGAGUCAACGAAGCUACAAGCAGAAAAAGAAGAGGAGAAGAAUAAAAGUCCAAGAAGACUCCAGUGAUUCUAAGGGAAAUUCAGAAGAUGGAGAUGAUGACUCUGACUCCAAAUCUCCGGGAAAAGGUCGAAAGAAGAUCCGGAAAAUCUUAAAAGUUGACAAACUGAGAACAGAAACUCAGAAUGCUUUAAAAAUGGAAGAGGAAAGAAGGAAGAGAAUUGCGGAGAGAGAGCGAGAACGGGAGAAGCUGAGAGAGGUUAUUCUUGUGGAGGAUGCCUCACCAGUCAAAUGUCCAAUUACCACAAAACUUGUUUUGGAUGAAGAUGGGGAAACAAAAGAACCCAUGGUUCAGGUUCACAGGAAUUUAGUCACAAAGCUGAAACCCCAUCAAGUUGAUGGUGUCCAGUUUAUGUGGGAUUGUUGCUGUGAAUCUGUGAAGAAAACAAAAAAAGAAAAAGGCUCUGGGUGUAUUUUGGCUCACUGUAUGGGUCUUGGAAAGACAUUACAGGUGGUAUCAUUUCUGCACACGGUUCUUCUGAGCGAGAAGCUAGAUUUUACUACAGCUCUGGUGGUUUGUCCUCUAAAUACAGUUCUGAAUUGGACAAAUGAGUUUGAGAAAUGGCAGGACGGCCUUAAUGAUGAUGAAGCUUUGGAGGUAUGUGAACUUGCCACUAUAAAGCGUCCUCAAGAGCGGGCAUUCCUGUUACAACGCUGGCAUGAUAAUGGAGGAGUGUUAAUUAUUGGCUAUGAAAUGUAUCGAAACCUUACUCAAGGAAGGAACGUGAAGAGCAAAAAGCUGAAAGAGAUGUACCAAAAGACCCUGGUUGAUCCUGGCCCAGACUUCGUUAUAUGUGAUGAAGGCCAUAUUCUUAAAAAUGAAGCGUCUGCUGUUUCUAAAGCUAUGAAUUCCAUAAGGACAAAAAGGAGGAUAGUCUUGACUGGAACCCCACUUCAGAAUAAUUUGAUAGAAUAUCACUGCAUGGUUAAUUUCAUCAAGGAAAACUUACUUGGUUCCGUCAAGGAAUUCCGAAACCGCUUCAUAAAUCCUAUCCAGAAUGGGCAGUGCGCAGACUCCACCAUGGUAGAUGUCAGAGUGAUGAAGAAGCGAGCUCAUAUUCUGUAUGAAAUGCUGGCUGGUUGUGUGCAGAGAAGAGACUACUCAGCUCUGACAAAGUUCCUACCACCGAAGCAUGAAUAUGUCUUAUCAGUUCGGAUGUCUCCAAUACAGUGCAAACUUUAUCGCUACUAUUUGGACAAUAUGGCCAGUGGUGGUGGUAGUGUUGGUGGUGAGGGAGGAGGCACAAGAGGCAAGUCUGGAACCAAGCUUUUCCAGGACUUUCAAGUUUUAAGUAGGAUCUGGACUCACCCUUGGUGCUUGCAGCUGGAUUAUAUUAACAAAGAAAAUAAGGGUUACUUUGAUGAAGACAGCAUGGAGGAGUUUAUAGCAUCUGACUCGGAUGAAUCCUCAAUGUCACUGAGUUCUGAAGAAGAAACCUCAUCGAAGAAGAAAUCAAAGGGAAAAAGCAAAAAGGAGAGCAGUUCAAGUGAAGAAGGAAGUGAUAAUGAUGUAGAAGUUAUAAAGGUGUGGAACUCUAGGUCUCGUGGUGGGAACGGAAAAGACUCUAAAGUAGAGGAAGUUUCCAAUACUCCUGCAGUUAAAGUGGAAGAAACCACAUCCUCCACUCCGGGUAGCCCAGCUGCUGACUGGUACAAAGAUUUUGUAACAGACGCUGACGCAGAGGUUAUAACACAUUCUGGAAAAAUAACGCUUUUGUUUGACAUUCUUCGCAUGGCAGAAGAACUUGGUGAUAAAGUUUUAGUUUUCAGUCAGUCUCUAAUAUCCUUGGAUUUGAUUGAGGACUUCUUGGAACUGGCAAGCAUAGAUCCAUCAGCAGAGGGAGCAGAAUUGAAACCAAUUGUUUAUAAAGGUGAAGGAAAAUGGUUCAGAAACAUUGAUUACUACCGAUUAGAUGGCUCUACCAGUGCUCAGACACGGAAGAAAUGGGCUGAGGAGUUCAAUGAUGUGACCAAUGUUAGGGGGCGUCUGUUCCUAAUUUCUACAAAAGCAGGAUCCCUCGGCAUAAAUCUCGUGGCUGCUAAUCGUGUGAUCAUCUUUGACGCGUCAUGGAAUCCAUCAUAUGAUAUACAGAGUAUCUUCAGGGUAUAUCGAUUUGGCCAGACCAAAGCUGUCUUUGUGUACAGGUUUUUGGCACAGGGUACAAUGGAAGAAAAAAUCUAUGAUCGACAAGUCACCAAGCAGUCACUCUCCUUUAGGGUAGUUGACCAGCAACAGAUAGAACGUCACUUUACCAUGAAUGAGCUCACAGAGCUAUACGCAUUUGAGCCAGAUCUAAUAGACGACCCUAACUCAGAAAAGAAGAAGAAAAGAGAGACCCCCAAGCUGCCAAAGGACACUGUUCUUGCAGAGUUGUUACAGAGUAGGAAGGAACAGAUUGUGACCUACCAUGAGCAUGAUUCCCUCCUGGACCACAAAGAGGAAGAAGCUCUGACAGAGGAAGAAAGGAAGGCAGCAUGGGAUGAGUAUGAAGCUGAGAAGAAGGGUUUGACUAGUCGUUUCAACAUGGCAGCUGCAACUGGGCUCAAUUACUCUCAAAUCAAUUUCAAUGCUGCUCAGUCACCUUACAUGCCCUUAAACUUGGGAGCAUUGUCUUCACUGAGUAAUUCGCAACUGGAGGAUCUUAUUAACCAAGGCCGAGAAAAAGUGGUGGAGGCAACAAAUAGCAUAGCAUCUGCAAGGAUCCAACCUCUGGAUGAUAUUAUUGCUACAGUGUGGAAGGAAAAUCCUUCCUUGUCAGAGUCCCAGGUCCAGUCUCUGGCUUUAAGUAGACAGUCAAGCCAAGAGCUGGAAAUCAAGAGACGAGAGGCCAUUUACAAUGAUGUUCUUACCAAGCAGCAGAUGCUAAUAGGCUGUGUCCAGCAAAUACUGAUGACCCGGAGAUUACAGCAGCAACAACAGAUUGCCUUCCAGCAGCAAGCAGCAUUGAACCGUCUGAUGAUGCAGAAGUCUCCAAACAUGAUUGUGAACCCAUCUAACUUUCCACAAAUUGACCUGCGAGGAAUGUAUCAACCUGGUAUGCAGAACCACCCAAUGCAGAGAGCACCAACUCCCAACAGAGGCAAAACUGCUGGACCUUCCCAAGGAAAAAAAAUGUGAUGAGAUUGCACUAAGACCUAUACUGGAUUGUUUCAAUGAGAGAGUCAUUCUUAAUUUUUUUUUUCUUUUUCCCAUUUGUCUAGGACUCUUAAGGCUUUGACAUACUGUAGAAAACAUAACACAUGAGUGUUUGGUUUGUUCUCCUUUUUGAAUGGCAGACUUUACCUUUUAAGCAGCUUUGCAGUUAAUCCGGUUCUGUCUGUGUUUAAGCAGAGCCCAUGGGGGCCAUAGAAACUUUUUUUUUUUUUUUUUUUUUUUUUUUUUGACUGGUUGCAGAAGAGACCUGUUUUUAGUGAAACCAUGCCUUCUGUAUACUCACCCUCUACUCAGCUUGGUAACACUCACCAAGCUAAUAAUCUUAUAGCAAAACAUGAUCUUCUGUAGUAGCUAAUGCACUCUAUAUGCAGCUCAGGACAUCUGCUGCACUGUAGAAAUUUUUAUGGAAUUAGAGUGCAAAGUAUGUACUAGUUUUCUAAACCAUUUACUGUUUUUAGACCAGGAAUAGGUAACCAAUCUGUACUGAUAUUGUUGCUAAACUGCAUAACCAAUGGUUGUUGGCCACUUCAUGGAAGAUAUAGCUGAGCAACGUAUAAAGGAUAUAUACCCAGCCUCAAUCACAAACUCCUAUAGGGGCAAACCAGUUUUGACGUCAGAUUUCUAGGCUUAAAAUCACUUGAGAAUGACCUAGUGGAUAAAAUACGUAAAUAGACACUUUGUUCAUGUUGAGGCUCCUGUUGUCUGUCAUGUAUUGCUAUAUAAGUUUUUAUUGUGCCUUUGUAAAUAUAGUUUGUUUUUAUUUUUUCAUAGUGCUAUAGUACAUAAUAGGUGUUUACAUUAAACAUUUUUUCUUUUUUUCUGCCCUUGAACUGCGCCACAAAGUGUUAGAAUUAUCUCAUGUUUUCAGUCAGUUGAAUUUGCACAACUAUUAGUCCUUGGAUCUCUAAUAUUAACACAUUUUACUUGCAUAUCUUCAGCUCAACUCUUGACCUUUGAGAAAUACACCAGCUAAACAUAUUGUUGAACACUUGCUGUGGAUUAGCCACACCACUAUAUGGAUGGUUAAAUACACUCGUGGAAUAUCUGGACCAAUUGGAGGAAUAUUAUACAUUUAAUCCGUGUCCUGCUAAUGUUGUUUUUCUUUCCUAGAAUGGGAUUAGUUUUGCUUCUUUUCUUGCCAUUAUUGCAAUAUGCUCAUAGUAUUGAGGAACCACCUUACCUACCAGCAUGUGGUUUUUCUCGGGCAGCCUGAUGGAAGUAAGCCAUUUCAGUCAUAAGACAUUUGCUAUCCUGUACCUUAAUCAGGGGGGACUAGAGUGAUUUAAUCCUAAUGUAAAUGAAUGGCAGUGACUCCUUACACUGACUGUGGACUGUUUUCUUCUUAGCAAGGACAAUAAAUGCAGGCCAUUGUGGGGGGUUUUCACUGCAGGCCUUUGUAUGCAGAUGGCAUUUUAUUAUUAUUAUUUUUUUGUUUUGUUAUUUUACUCAUUUAAGUUCUAUGCCCUUCUAAAUUUUUGUGGGAUCUCUGCACAUUUUUCUUUAGUUCAUAGUGUAUCAUGGCCAACCAUUGAAUAUGGACUCACAAGCCAUGGCUGCACUAGAAGCAGUGAAACAAUUUAGACUUUUCUUAGCACUUGCUGUUAAGAUCGACCCUUUUUUUCAUGUAAUAAAGAUACUUGUUCUGUUGACUGGUGUAGAAUAUACUAGUACCUAGAAAUACAAAAAUAUAGACCUUUGGAUUGGACUGUAAGCUUCCAGCUAUGUGAUUAUGGUGGGAAGUUGCAAAGUCAAAGCCACUAUGAUUCCAAAAAAAGGUUCACAGAAAAAACAUUUUACAAUACUUUCUAUAUUUUUAUUUAAAUGUUUCAUUAGUUUUGCAUAUAAGUAGUGAAAGUCAGAAUUUACUUGAGUUAAUGAUCUGUCAAAUUAAUACAAUGUUCAGAUGUUUAAAGAAAAAUGUAUGUGCUUUCUAACUGCUUUAAAUGUCUUGUAAUAAGAUUUUGUUUUUACCUAAAUGUAAAAGAGAAAAUGCAGUUGCUCCUUAUUAAAGCAAAAAGCGUAUAUUUGCCUUUUUGAAGUAACAGCUUUUUACUUAUAAGUUCGCGAUUACAUCUUGGUAGAUCAGCAGCAUCCUUCCAACUAACUUCAGACUUUGAACUAACAGGACUCUUGGUUGUGAAAUGCAGCAAGUUUUGUGACGAGGACUUGCACCACGGACCACUCACACCAAUUUGUCAGUAGACAUUUAAGAUGCAUAUGCUGUCUGCAGUAAGUAAAGCAUCAAGCUUUAACCAAUAUUCACAGACUUUUCUUAACCUUAGAAAUACGUGGAAGUUUUUUUUUUUUUUUUUUUUUUAAACACAUUCUUGGCGUUUUAACUAGUUGCACUACCUUUAAGCACAGUUAAAACAGAGUUGCUUGCAUUACAGUUUUGCCUGCUAAGUUCUCCACAUUUUGAUGCUGUUACUUUGGAUGUAAAGCGUUUGGUAUUUGUGAUAUUGUACAUGUAUGUCUCAGUUGUAUAGUAGUUUCAGUUCAUCUAAUCAGCUUUGGCUGCUGAAAUCAUACAGCUGUGGAAAUUUGCCUUUUUUCUUUCCUGCCCUUUGAUUUCUAUAUUAAGUACCGUAGAAGUACUAUAGAAGAGUUACUACUUUCAACAGCGCAGGUUUUUUGUUAUUUGUAAUAUACUGAAGGACAGAAAUUGUGUUUUUAAUGGGCGAGCAUUGAGAAAAUGGAAAUAUCCUAUGUGUUUUCACCAUUGAAAGUGCUGUUUAGUAGUUGAAACUUAAAAAAAAAAAAAAAAAAAAUUAUUAUAUUUAAUAUCGCAUUUAAUAAAGUGACCAAAACAGUU
Molecule: messenger RNA, 9890 nt
Organism: Hyla sarda
Lineage: Eukaryota; Metazoa; Chordata; Amphibia; Anura; Hylidae
Gene: ATRX
Product: ATRX chromatin remodeler
Exons: 35
Coding region: 317-7042 (2241 amino acids)
Cellular component (GO): nucleus
Molecular function (GO): ATP-dependent chromatin remodeler activity; ATP hydrolysis activity; ATP binding
Source: RefSeq, a predicted model, not a curated record